GGAUUCAGACAUUUCGACGAGGGACUAUUUGGGCCUGUGCUGAACACUUGAUGUUGACGACAUUCCCAUCGUCCCCUCUUCUUCGUCUAACCCCCAUCUCCUUCGUCUGUGUAUGGUUGGGGCUGGCGCAGUCUUCCUGUGUGAAGCGCCAGACCCCUUCACACCAUGGAAUGAUGAUGAUGAUGUAUGUUUGGGGCUGCAUUGCAAUAUUGAUUGUUCGGAUCAUUGGUAUCCAAGUCUUCCGCUGUGCUAUUUUAUACUUUGUAUUGAAAGGUCGGUUCUUGUUCUGGUCUGCACCUAUACGGUUCAACUUCAUUUCAAGGAGGCUCUUUUGGGGCGUCACUGCAGCGCUUACUGCAUAUCUAGGUUUUGUUUUGAUUGCAGUUGUCCCUUACCGCGGUCAAAAGAGGGAGAAAACAGCGUGAAACGACAGCAGUCAGGUUCAAGGGGAGUCCAACUACCUUGCCUGCCGUCAACCAUCUGCGGUUCUUUUAAACAUUAAGGCGUUUAUGCCAAUCUCCUGAGUUCUGUUUCCAUCGGAGUGCUGAUUGAAGAGAGGCCGGUGGAGGCGAGGGGCUGUCCUCGUCAUCUGGAUUCGUCUCUGGGGAACUCUGAACGAAGCACGAGAGAGCGUAACGGGAUGAAGGGUGACAGAGACGCCAGAGGGCAUAACAAUGGUCCAUUCGACUGAACAAGUACACACAUGAGCUGAGGAGAGGCGAGGUGAAUUAGAUGAUGAUGCAUCACCAGGUUUUCUCAAGUGAGAGAGAGAGAGAGAGAGAGAGAGAGAGAGAGAGAGAGAGAGAGAGAGAGAGAGAGAGAGAGAGAGAGAGGAGACACAGGCUGCUUGAAGCAACAGAAGCGGGCUCCUCAGGAGACAUCUAGACGUACCAUCAUCAGGAGAUCUGGUUUACGUACUUUGAAGCUGACUUCUGUUGGCUGUUGAAGGUAGUUUGCCCCUUGUUCGCUGAUUGGUACUGCAAGCAGGUGUUUCACGAUCGUGACGUUGAAGAGCGAAGGGGCAAACAACUUUCAAGAUCGUACGUCGAAGAAGGUACGAGCCAUAAUGUUUUUUUUUGUCCUUCUUCUUUUUCCCUUAGGAAAGAAAGGAGGGGGGAAAAGAAAGGAAAAGAAAAAACAAAAUGGAGGCGGCUGGUUCGGACGUUGGACCAUCAGACUGGUAUCAAUGGACGGAUGUUUCGUAUGGACGGUACAUUCAUGAAUGAUCAAUGCUGCAGAACUCGCAGUGCAGCGUACUGUCACACAUCCAUCCAUCCAUCCAUACACAUGGCAGAAGUUGCAGUCGAACGCACUCUUUCACAACCAAUGGACCAACCCAACCGUCACAACCGCACUCCCAAUGAUAUACUAUAUACUAUAUACUAUAUACACUAUAUACACUAUAUACGAUAUGCGAUAUAUUCAUUUUAAGUGAGCACUGUUUCUCGGUCUCUUCCUUUUUCUCACCGUAACUCUACUACCGGUAGUUAGCUCGUAGAAGGGGUAGCGUCAAUCAGUCAAGACUCAAGACGGUCGUGACUGUUGAAUUACAGAGUAUCAGGUUGGAGGGGGUGAAAAGGAAUACCCAUGCCGCGACGCGGGAGACUUAGCGGGAGGAAGUGCUGGCGACUCUCCGCUAUUUCUGACCGAGUAGAUCUUCCUCGCUUGUUAACCGAUGUUGGGUAAUAAAGAAUCUAGAGGUACACUGGUACAGCAUCACUAUCAUGGUGAGGGAAAAAAAAAAAAAAAAAAAAAAAAGGAAGAGUUUAGAUUGGAUAAGGAAAAGAUUGACUGCAUCGGUGUUUGUUACCGGUGUUUUUUUUUGUUACCGGUGUUUGUUACCGGUGUUUUUUUUGUUACCGGUGUUUUUUUUGUUACCGGUGUUUUUUUUGUUACCGGUGUUCUUUUUGUUACCGGUGUUUGUUACCGUUGUGUGUUACCGAUGUUUGUUACCGGUGUGUGUUUGUUACCGGUGUUUGUUACCGGUGUGUGUUUGUUACUGGUGUUUGUUUGUUACCGGUGUUUGUUACUGGUGUUUGUUACCGUAUUCCCUGCGCUUUGCUGUUGGGAUCCUCUUCUUUUCUAUCUAUCUAUAGAUUCUGUAUUGUUGCAUCGGCAAUGUCGGAUGCAUAUUUGCAGUUAAAAAAAAAAAGAAAAAGGACAGUAUAUGAUGUGCUUGCAGUGCGGUCGCAGACAGCGGUUUUGCGGUACAGGGGUGUGAUUUGUGGAGACGCCCUUGGCUGUGUGUCAAGCGGGAACGGAGAGAGCUGCUGUGCAAUGCAGCAAUGAAUGGCAGAACAAUUG
Molecule: messenger RNA, 2304 nt
Organism: Chara braunii
Lineage: Eukaryota; Viridiplantae; Streptophyta; Charophyceae; Charales; Characeae
Source: the annotation of a GenBank genome assembly